Molecule: messenger RNA, 1259 nt
Organism: Neoarius graeffei (lesser salmon catfish)
Lineage: Eukaryota; Metazoa; Chordata; Actinopteri; Siluriformes; Ariidae
Gene: utp11
Product: UTP11 small subunit processome component
Exons: 8
Coding region: 103-861 (252 amino acids)
Biological process (GO): rRNA processing
Cellular component (GO): nucleolus; small-subunit processome
Source: RefSeq, a predicted model, not a curated record
AGAAAAACGCACAUACACGUGUGUUGACACAGUUCACAGUACUGUUAACUUGUCGCUGAUUGUAUGAGACGGCUGUAAGCUUGUGCAUUAACACUUACAGACAUGUCUUCAUUUAGAAAAGCCCUGAAAUCCAAACAGCGGGAUCACAAAGAGCGAUCUCAGCCUGGAUCCAGGAAACAUUUAGGACUUCUAGAGAAGAAGAAGGACUACAAACUCCGUGCUGAUGACUACCAUCGAAAGCAGAACACCCUUAAUGCCUUACGCAAGAAGGCUAUGGACAAGAACCCAGAUGAAUUCUACUACAAAAUGAUAAACGCUCAAUUAAAGGAUGGAGUGCAUGUGAUUAAACAGAAAGAGGAGCAGAUGACGGAGGAACAGAAGAAAGUCAUGAGAACUCAGGACAUUGGAUAUGUGGAAAUGAAGAGAGUGGCUGAGUCUAAGAAAAUCGAAAGAUUAAAGGGCGAACUGCAUCUUCUGGGCGUCGAGAGUAAACAGAAAAAAACCCACACCUUUUUUGUGGACACCAAAAAAGAAGUGGAGGAUUUUAACCUGGCCAAACACCUGAAUACCAUCCCGGAGCUGGUAAAGAGAACCUAUAACAGACCUACACUGGACAUGCUGGUGAACACGAGGAUUGUGGGUGCUGCGAGCCGAAAAAAUAUAAAGAAACUGGCCAGACAGCGAAAGGCUCAGUAUAGGCAGCUAUCAGAGCGUAUUGACCGAGAGAAAAAAAUGUUCGUCAUCAGUCAGAAGAUCCAGACUCGUAAAGACCUUCAGGACAAGACAAAGAAAGUAAAAGUGAGGAAUGAGACGCCCACUGCUCCUGCCAUCUACAGAUUUGAGGCCAAAAGGAAAAGAUAACGCACUUUUCUCACACCACUGGAUAUGUAUUACUUACAGGAGAGACAUUCACAUGCUUAAAACUAUACACAACUGAGAUCAAGCCCAAGCCUGAGUUGAUAUGUAUGCUUUUAAUCUACUGCAUGUAGGCAUACAUAGAGUGGGCUUUCAGAUCGACUGGGGACGUGACAUGUCAGCUACCUGUAGAUUUAUUUUUGGUUACACUGCCCACUCCCAACACAUACAAGCAGGAAUUUGGUUGCAGCCUUCAUUUUUGAAAAGCUGCUGUUUUGUUGUGUGUGUGUGAUAGAUAGAUAGAUAGAUAGAUAGAUAGAUAGAUAGAUAGAUAGAUAGAUAGAUAGAUAGAUAUAGUAAUUGAGCUUGUGGUUUGUACUGAAAUAAAACCUUGUGUAAUAAAA